Spirodela intermedia is the source of this 870-nucleotide messenger RNA. Lineage: Eukaryota; Viridiplantae; Streptophyta; Magnoliopsida; Alismatales; Araceae. The record is from the annotation of a GenBank genome assembly.
AUGUGGGCUUUGGCUGGGAAGCCGUGGUACGUGGCCAUCGCCGCCAUGGUGCUUGUCAUCGGAGGGCUCUCGAUCUCCAGCUUCGUGCGGAGCGGCGACCGCGCUCUGCUGUGCUCGUUCUCCGCCGCCAACAACCCCGGCGUACGCUUCUCCGCCCCCGCCGGCGGUGCCCCCGUCAAGGGGGCGCAGCUGACGGAGACGAUCCUCCACUACGCGACGUCGGGUAUAACGCCGCAGCAGUCGUGGGCGGAGAUCAACAUCACGCUCACCGUGCUGCGGGAGCGCGCCCCCUGCAACUUCCUGGUCUUCGGCCUGGGCUUCGACUCGCUCAUGUGGUCGGCCUUCAACGCUGGUGGGAAGACGCUGUUCCUGGAGGAGGAUCCCAAGUGGGUGGACACCGUGCUCAAGGGGGACAAAUCCCACUUCCUCCGGGCGCACACCGUCAAGUACCCCACGCAGCUCCAGCAGUCCAACGAGCUCCUCCGCUCAUACAAAUCUGAACCGGGUUGCCUCCCACCGAAGACCUUCCUGAAGGGGAACCGUCGGUGCCGGCUCGCGCUGCCCGAUCUGCCGCAGGAGGUGUACGAGACGGAGUGGGAUCUGGUCAUGGUGGACGCUCCCAAGGGUUACUUCAACGAGGCCCCAGGAAGGAUGGGGGCGAUCUACUCGGCGGCGGUGAUGGCGCGCAACCGGAAGGGGAAGGGCCUCACCGACGUUUUCCUCCACGACGUCAACCGACCGGUGGAGAGGACCUACGCCACGGAGUUCCUCUGCAAGAAGAACCUGGUCGACGGGACGGGUCGGCUAUGGCACUUCCGGAUCCCGCCGGUGAGGGACGAAGGUGCCGAAGCUACCAAGAGCUUCUGCUAA